AAAAAGAACAGACCAUUAGAUUCCAGGCCUCCAACCAACCAACUGCUCCAAGCUCGCGUCAUGUCAUGUGCCGAUUGUGUGUGUGUUUCUUCGAAUGACGCAUAUAGCGAUCUGUGAUAGCGACACGCCGACUGACAGAUUAGCUGAGUAACAAUGACGGCACUCGGCCGCAGCCGCGCGACGCUGCAGUCGGAGUAGUCGGUCGGCGCCGUUCCACCGAUCGCCGAUCCCUUUUGUUCGCCUGACCGCGUGCGUGAUGACGUAAAGGUGGAGAGAAAGCACACGCCACGCGUUACACGGCACCAAUUGAUCUGGAUUUUUAUUACCCCUGUGAAAGGACUGGAGAAGUAUAAUUUGGAGUUGCUGUUUGGAACAACAAAGCACACGACAUCGGUUUUGAACAAUAAAAUCGACGAGAAUAUUGCGAUAAAAACAAUAACGACGACGACGUCAUGGAGGGAGGCGUGGUGGAAAACUCGGGCGGCGAUAAUCUAGACAGAUCCGAGGACGAGGUGGCCCUCCAAGGAUGUUGCAGCCCGAAAAAGGGGCCUUUCAGAUUUCUGGGCCUGGCGCUUAUGUGUCUGCUUGGAUUCGGCUCGUACUUUUGCUUUGAUAAUCCUGGAGCAUUGCAGGAUAAUUUUAAAACUGACUUGCAUAUGUCAACUAGUACGUUUGUCUUGCUUUAUUCCAUAUAUUCCUGGCCAAAUGUCAUUCUAUGCUUCAUUGGUGGAUUCCUGUUGGACAGCGUUUUUGGAAUUCGGUUAGGUACAGUGAUAUACAUGGGCCUUACAUUAAUUGGUCAGAUCAUUUUUGCGAGCGGCGCUAUGAUUGAUGCUUUUUGGCUAAUGAUGCUUGGUCGAUUUGUCUUUGGAAUCGGCGCAGAGUCAUUGGCAGUUGCCCAAAACAGUUAUGCAGUCCUUUGGUUCAAAGGUAAAGAACUAAACAUGGUGUUCGGACUGCAGUUGAGUUUCGCUCGAGUAGGAUCGACUGUAAACUUCUUAGUAAUGGAACCAGUAUAUAAUUACGUAUCUCAAUAUUACAAAGGCCCAACAUGUAUCGGCGUAGUUCUUUUUCUCGCGGCUGUCACCUGUGUGCUUUCGAUGACAUGCGCCUGUGCAUUGGCUUUCAUGGAUAAACGGGCCGAGAGAUUGCUCCGACGAGGAGAAGGACAAGAACCACAGGUCAUUAGCCUAAAGGACGUCAAGGAUUUUAAGCCAAUCUUUUGGUUGAUCGCAAUCAUUUGCAUUGCUUAUUAUGUCGCGAUAUUCCCUUUUAUCGCUUUGGGGAAAGUAUUUUUCGAACGGAAGUACGAAUAUGAUCCAUCUGCUGCAAAUACAGUGAAUUCUCUCGUUUAUUCAAUAUCAGCGAUAGCUUCACCUCUCUUAGGUUACCUCGUAGACAGAACGGGUAAAAAUGUGUUGUGGGUGUUUAUUAGCAUUUGCGUGACUAUUGUUGCUCAUGGAUUACUCGCUUUUACUUAUUUAAAUCCUUACGUGUGUAUGGUUAUCAUGGGAUUGGCAUAUUCUAUGCUCGCUAGUAGUUUAUGGCCUUUGAUUGCUCUCGUCACACCAGAGCAUCAGCUUGGAACAGCUUAUGGAAUAGCACAGUCUGUACAAAACUUAGGUCUUGCUGUAGUCGCGAUUGUGGCUGGCAUUAUCGUCGACAAAGGAGGAUAUUUGAUGCUCGAGAUGUUCUUCCUCGGUUGGCUUUGGAUUUCGCUGAUAACUGCUGGUGCAAUCUGGGUGUCCGACACCGCAACGAGCGGUGGUUAUCUUAAUAUGACACCAAAACAAAGAGAACGAUACGAGGCAAUUCAAUGCACGCCUGAAAGUUUGGAACGAGAAAAAUUGCUGUCAUCGGAAUGCACGUCGGAUUUCUCAGCUGACAGUCUUAUGCAACCGCAAUCUGACAUCAGUAUACGAAAUCGCUACCUGUCUCGCAUUGGUGCAAUGGUACCGCCACAUGCGAUUACACCAAUUCAUCGACCAUUACGAUGAUAAUUUAGCUGCAAUUCAUGAUAUAAAUAGGUGUGUAAAGAUACUUUUAAAUCUCGUCGAAAUGUCGGUCAUUGUGUCUUCCUAUUACACACAGCUUGAUCUGUGAUAAUUUCGUAACGCAGUUCUAUUUGAGAUCUUUUGUUUUAACAAUUGUAUAUUUGUUUUAACAAUUGUAAUAUUGUGGUUUUUUAAUAGUCUCAAUUGAUACUGACAUUACAAUAUUAUAUUAUGUAUAUUAAACUUUUAAUAAUUUAUGACGUUUAUAUCUUUUAUCAAUGAUGGAGCGCGAAUCAUUGAUCUCUACCUCUAAUUUAAGAGAUAAGCGUUGCGAAGUUAAUUGUUCAUAAGAUACUUGACAUGUAAUAUAUAAAUAUAUAUUGAUGUAAUCUAAUAAACGUUCGAUCUCUUAUUA
Molecule: messenger RNA, 2409 nt
Organism: Monomorium pharaonis (pharaoh ant)
Lineage: Eukaryota; Metazoa; Arthropoda; Insecta; Hymenoptera; Formicidae
Product: major facilitator superfamily domain-containing protein 1
Exons: 7
Coding region: 453-1997 (514 amino acids)
Biological process (GO): transmembrane transport
Cellular component (GO): lysosome
Molecular function (GO): transmembrane transporter activity
Source: RefSeq, a predicted model, not a curated record